Messenger RNA from Podospora anserina S mat+, 705 nucleotides. RefSeq lists its product as uncharacterized. The record is from RefSeq and is a predicted model, not a curated record. Bases 1 to 705 code for a protein of 234 amino acids. The transcript has a single exon. Lineage: Eukaryota; Fungi; Ascomycota; Sordariomycetes; Sordariales; Podosporaceae.
AUGCUCGCCUACACGCUCGUCUCCGCCCUCGCCAACCCGGCCCAAGCCCCAGCCAUCACCGCGGCACCCAUCUUCAACCGCCGCCAGAGCGAGAGCGCUCUCAAGUUGGAAUGCCACGCUCAGCUUGCCUCCAUACAGGCGCGAAAGCCAGAGCCCAGCGAUAAACUUGAGGACUGGAUGGCUACCGCGAACGAAGCCAAAAACGGCAACAGCUUGGGCGACGUGCUCAACAUCUGCUACACCAUUUAUGGCAAAGAGAUGCCGGAUCCCCCUUCGUCCCUUCAGUCCGAGUGGUCCACCUAUCGUUCGGCCCAGGCCAGUUACGCCAGUUCCAUCGGGCCUGCUGUAUCCAGCCUCAAGGCCAAAUGCUCCAAAGACAUGGCUUUUGACUUCUUGUUCGUUGCUAUGAGCGACAUGGACUCGUGCCACACGGCAUUUGCUGCCAUGUCGCUCCCCGAUUCCGAGCUCCUCACCACCUCCCCAAGCCCAUCUCGCACCGUCAUUGUCGCGCCCACCACCACCAUCGGCCCAAGCGAGGAGGCAGGUGCCGGCGGGAAGGAUACCGAGUCGAAGGAGGGAAGCGCCCAGUCUACCGACACGUCUACUGCUGCUGGUGCCAGAGAGACAGGAUACGUCGCUGUCGCUGUCGCUGCCGCUGCCGCUGCCGCGGUUGCCGCUAUUGCCGGUGGCAUGGUUGUGGUAUAA